AUGUUCAGUCAGUAUUGCAAGGAACCGUUCACGAUAGAACCAGUAGAAGUGUUUUACGAGGAGAGCGGUCGGAGAGAAGAGUACCCUGUACUUUCGUGCCGGGAAAUUAUGGUGCGUGUUUCUGAGAUUAACACAAAGAUAGGAUUCCAACUUGACGCUCAAACUAUGGCUGAUUUGCUUAUUAAAAUGUCACUCAAAGCAAAAGUUGUUUCCGAGAAUACCUUGAAGGUGACCAUUCCUCCCACGAGGCACGAUAUACUGCAUGAAUGCGAUGUUGCCGAGGACGUGGGUGUGGCGUAUGGCUUCAACAACUUAGUUUGCCGACUUCCUGAGGCCGAAGUGUUUCCGUUGAAUAAGUUAUCGGAUCUACUUCGGGGAGAGAUAGCAGCUGCCGGUUGGACGGAAGCUCUCAACUUUGCCUUAUGCUCAAGAGAAGAUAUUUCCACGCGUCUGAGGGACGACAAGGCACUUGAGAAUGCCGUACAUAUUUCGAAUCCGAAAACGCAGGAAUUCCAGGUUGCCCGAUCAUCACUGCUCCCUGGCCUGAUGAAGACGCUUUCAUCAAAUCGAGAUAUGCCACUACCUCUAAAACUAUUCGAGCUUCAAGACGUCAUAAUGAAGGAUCCAUCUUCUGACGUAGGAGCGCGGAAUGAACGCCGUUUAGGCGCCGUUUACUAUAACAAGACUGCUGGAUUCGAAAUUGUUCAUGGAUUUCUUGACCGAGUAAUGCGGUUGUUGGACGUGAACCCUUCCAAAGAAAAUGGGUACUACAUCAGAGCAAGCGAUAAUCCCACGUUCUUCCCUGGACGCUGCGCUUCCAUAAUUGGUCCAGGAAAUGUUACAUUAGGAGUUUUAGGUGUUUUGCAUCCAGAGGUAAUCACUGCCUUUGGUCUCACCCUGCCUACAUUCAAUGUUGUCCGAUUGCUUGCUUAUUAUUGCGAUCGCCUUCUGUACUGCACUGGCUGGAGAGGGUCUCACGUAUGUACUAGUCUACCGAUCGGAGCAGUACAAGCGAUUGAAAUCGAAAUGGAACGGAAAACCAAGCGAUUAGAAAAGAAAAAGCAGGAAGCUGGCGAGGUUGUGGAUAAAAACGCCAAAAAGCGUCUGGAACGAGAUGAGGAGAGAUUAAAGGCAACGAAUCGAGAUAUGUCUAUGUUUAAAAUGAAGUCAAUGUUUGCUAUUGGACUUGCAUUCACUGCCCUAUUGUCCACGUUCAAUUCUAUUUUCGACGGAAGGGUGGUUGCUCGUUUACCUUUUGUUCCGAUUGGAUUUCUUCAGGGAUUGUCACACAGAAAUCUUGUUGGAGAUGAUAUGCGUGAUUGCUCAUUUAUCUUUCUUUACAUUUUGUGUACAAUGACUAUCCGACAAAACCUGCAAAAAGCUCUUGGCUUUGCCCCAUCUCGUGCGAUGAACCGUCAGCAAGGUUCAGCAUGGGCACCAUCUCAACAGCAGCAGUUCAAC
Molecule: messenger RNA, 1461 nt
Organism: Ostertagia ostertagi
Lineage: Eukaryota; Metazoa; Nematoda; Chromadorea; Rhabditida; Trichostrongylidae
Source: the annotation of a GenBank genome assembly